CCGUCGGCGGCGGCGCCCGGGGCCGGUGGGCGGCGCAUCCCCGGCGCUCCAUCCCCGCCCCGCAGCCGCCCGAGCGGAGCCGCCGCGGCCGGACCCGAUGCCGGGAGCUGGGCGCUGAGGGCGGCCCCGACAUGGGGGUUCUCAGCAUCACGGACCAGCCCCCUCUGGUCCAAGCCAUCUUCAACCGGGAUGUGGAGGAGGUUCGGUCGCUGCUCAAUCAGAAGGAGAACAUCAAUGUACUGGACCAGGAACGCCGGACCCCGCUCCACGCUGCUGCCUACAUCGGAGACGUUGCAAUCCUCGAGCUGCUCAUCCUGUCAGGUGCUAACGUGAACGCCAAGGACACGGUGUGGCUGACGCCGCUGCACCGCGCCGCGGCCUCGCGCCACGAGAAAGCCCUCCAGCUGCUCCUCAAGCACUCGGCCGAUGUCAACGCCCGCGACAAGCACUGGCAGACGCCGCUGCACGUGGCCGCGGCCAACCGGGCCACCAAGUGCGUGGAGGCGCUGGUGCCGCUGCUCAGCACCGUCAACGUGGCCGACCGCACCGGGCGCACGGCGCUGCACCACGCCGUGCACAGCGGCCACCUCGAGAUGGUGAACCUGCUGCUCAACAAAGGUGCCAGCCCCAGCACGUGUGACAAGAAGGACAGGCAGCCCCUGCACUGGGCGGCCUUCCUGGGUCACCUGGAGGUGCUGAAGCUGCUGGUGGCGCGCGGGGCCGAUGUCAUGUGCAAGGACAGGAAGGGUUACACGCUGCUGCACACGGCGGCCGCCAGCGGCCAGAUCGAGGUCGUGCGUCACCUCCUGAGGCUGGGGGUGGAGAUCGACGAGCCCAACUCCUUCGGGAACACGGCGCUGCACAUCGCCUGCUACAUGGGCCAGGACGCGGUGGCCAACGAGCUGGUCAACGUGGGGGCCAACGUCAACCAGCCCAACGAGAAGGGCUUCACCCCCCUGCACUUCGCCGCCGUCUCCACCAACGGCGCCCUGUGCCUGGAGAUCCUCGUCAACAACGGCGCCGACGUCAACUUCCAGAGCAAGGAAGGGAAGAGCCCCCUGCACAUGGCGGCGAUCCACGGACGGUUCACGCGCUCCCAGAUCCUCAUCCAGAACGGCAGUGAGAUCGACUGCGCUGACAAGUACGGCAACACCCCCCUGCACGUCGCUGCUCGCUACGGCCACGAGCUGCUAAUUAGUACGUUAAUGACCAAUGGUGCUGACACUGCCAGGUGA
Motacilla alba alba is the source of this 1235-nucleotide messenger RNA. RefSeq names its product serine/threonine-protein phosphatase 6 regulatory ankyrin repeat subunit C. Gene Ontology annotation, cellular component: nucleus. Gene Ontology annotation, biological process: positive regulation of transcription by RNA polymerase II. Gene Ontology annotation, molecular function: transcription cis-regulatory region binding; protein binding. NCBI's taxonomy places the organism in Eukaryota, Metazoa, Chordata, Aves, Passeriformes, Motacillidae. Bases 132 to 1235 code for a protein of 367 amino acids. The transcript has 10 exons. The record is from RefSeq and is a predicted model, not a curated record.